ACCAUCCAAAAAACAAACCAAAAAGAAAGCGCCAAAAGUGAGCGCCAAAAGUUCUAUUAAACCUAAAUAAUUACCGGCGCAGCCAUCCAUACUUCCUAUUAAACGGGUUCCCGCUUUCCAAUCAGGGGUUUCUCAAAGGAAGGCUUCACCAAUAGUGAUUUCGUAGCGGCGGCAAGAAUAGGUAUCAUCAUUUUAAUCAAAAUUGGCUGUUGGUUUUUGAUUUUGAUCAUGUUAUUAAUAACAGGCGAUGGCUCGUUCGAGAUCUCAAUCGGCUCAGAGUGUAGUUCCUCAUUCAAAUCAGAAUCGUGAAAGUGUAGUUCCAGGUUCAACACAUAUCAAACAAAAAAGAGGUCCUACAAAGUGCAAGGAUACUUGGGCUUUGUCGAAGGGUGAAAAGUUGCAUAUCAGGGUCAAUACUCAGGGACAACCAAUAGGUAAAAAUGUUAAAAAACUGACCAAUUUUUUGGGUACUUUAGCAAGGAAUGGAGCUUAUGCUCCCCUCAGAUAUGAGGAUUGGAGGAACAUGCCAAACUAUUACAAAACUGAAAUGUGGGAUUUGGUACAGGAAAAAUUUGACAUUGACCCAUUCGUUGAACCUUGGAUAUUGAGUUCCUUGAGUAGCAAGUGGAGGAACUUUAAGUCUUCUGUAAAGAGAGAUUGGUUUCGAGAUAAAGAGCGUGAUGAAAGGGUAUCAAAUGAUGAUUGGGCAUGGCUAUUACGAUUCUGGAGCACUGACAAAGCUGUGAAAAGGGAAGUGGUGGGCAAGGAAAACAGGGAUAAAGUGAUAUCAGCACACACCUUGGGAUCCAAAAGCUAUGCUUGCAAGAGAGACGAGAUGGCAGAAUCUAGACUGGACAAGCGCGAGCCAACCAGAGCCGAGGUUUAUGUUGCUGCUCAUGUGCGUCCAAAUGGGGCUCCGUUGAAUGACAAAGUUGCAAAGGUUAUUGAAAAAAUAAAUGAGAAGAAAACUCAAAUAGAGCCUACUCAUCAUGAUAGUCCUGGACCACAUGAUAUACUAUCACAAGCACUCGGAGAAGACAAAUAUCAUCACUCGAGAACAUUUGGAUUAGGGUCAGGUUGGGGAAUGAAGAGUUCUCGGUUGUCAAUAUUAAAGAAAGCAUUAGAGGGGAAAAGAAAUGCUGAAGAGAAUGCGGAAAAGAUGAAAGGAGAACUGCAUGAGGUGAGAGUAGGACAAGGAAAAAUCAUGACUUUGCUGCAUAAACUUCAUCCAAAUGUGAGCAUUGAUGAAUUGCUAGACUCAACAAUGCAGGACCAUGUAGUGAUUGAAUCAGAAAGUAAUGGGGAUGAAAUGAGUCCAACUGGAUUUGGGAGAGAAGAUGAAAACUUAGGGAGGAGUCCACUGCUUUCCAUGUUGCAAGACACAACUCCACAAAGAACUAACAGUCAAUCAAAUGAGGUUUCACCAAAUCAUAUUCUCCAAACUUACCUGCCUCAUUACCAUGGCUUAUCAUCUGAAGUGAACUCUUCUGAUAUACAAAACAAGACUUCCCAAAUGCCACCAAACAAGACAUUCUCGUUUUUGGAUUCUAUUUUGGAUUCAUCUCACAAUGGUGGUUCCUCUACCCAAUCACAGGGAUUAGAAUUUGUAAUAUUGAAGAGCUUGUUAAGUCCUGAAGUUAAUGUGGCGUAUGCUAAUAUCAUAACUAAAGAUCCAAAGGGUUGUGUGGCUGGCCAAGAAUUGGGUCGUGGAUUUUAUGAAGUAUUCAUUCACGUCCCUUUUAAAAGUGAUGAGCCUUUAGUACGACCAUAUGGAAGUUUUCAAACAAUUGGGGAUGUGAUUGGAAGGAGUAUCGCUUGGCCAUCAUCCUUGGUCACAUUCGCUGAUACCCAAUUAUUUUGAAGAUGCUCAAUCAUAUUGCAGAUAUCUGCUACUUCCUCAAGUUUGGAGAGUAGUUAUAAUAGAACCAUUUAGUUUUUAGUGCUCGUUUUCUUUAUUGAAAUUGGAUAUUAUUUUACUUUGUUGGAAGGAUUUUAGUUUUUUUUUAUAGAUUGGAGGAUUUUAGUGUUGGUACACGGUUUACAAAUGUUACGGAUUCACUGCUCUUUUAUGGUUUAUAUAAUUUUCAUUUAUAUUUGUCUUUCUAUUAUUCUUUUAUUAAUUUGCGUAUGUGGAUUUCAUGGGUGAAAAGCCAAUUGAAUACCAUAUUUCUUUCCAUCUACAUAUAUUAAUUUGUGACGAAUAAUACUGUAUUGAAAAA
Molecule: messenger RNA, 2219 nt
Organism: Linum trigynum
Lineage: Eukaryota; Viridiplantae; Streptophyta; Magnoliopsida; Malpighiales; Linaceae
Source: the annotation of a GenBank genome assembly